Molecule: messenger RNA, 1318 nt
Organism: Morus notabilis
Lineage: Eukaryota; Viridiplantae; Streptophyta; Magnoliopsida; Rosales; Moraceae
Product: heptahelical transmembrane protein 1
Exons: 4
Coding region: 139-1221 (360 amino acids)
Biological process (GO): response to hormone
Cellular component (GO): membrane
Molecular function (GO): signaling receptor activity
Source: RefSeq, a predicted model, not a curated record
CUCUACAAUUCCAUGUCCACACGACCACAAACUCUUUAAAACGCCGUCGUAUCAAAACCUUCUUCUUCUUCUUCUUCUUCUUCUAGGAAGAGCUUCUGUGGAGGAACAGCUUGUAAGAGAAAAGGAAUUAGCAGAGACAUGGAUCAAACCGACCAAAAAUCUUCUUUCCUUGUUUCUUCUGAAACAAAGGAGGAGACGAAGAAGGAUUUUCAGAGCCGAAAAAAGCCGAAACGGUACGCUUUGGUGUCGUUUGGGGAGUUGCCGGAGUACAUGAAGGACAAUGAGUUCAUAUUGAAAUAUUACAGAGCUAAUUGGCCUCUCAAAGAAGCCUUCUUUAGCGUUUUGCGUUGGCAUAAUGAAACUCUCAAUGUGUGGACGCAUUUAAUUGGGUUCCUUCUGUUUCUGGGAUUGACUAUGGCGAAUUUUUUGGAGGUGCCUCAUGUAGCGGAUCUCCUUGGUAUUUUUUCCAGGUCUAUACCUAUUAGCUCCGAUGCAAAUGUUUCCAACAAUUUCAAAGAUUUCUCUGUUGGGACAACAAAACUGGUAGAUUUGAAGCAAAUAAAAUCUCCAGGAAUGAAUAGCACUUCAAUAUUAAACAACCAAGAUAGUGUAGAACAUUGGCCAUUCUCUGUCUUCUUGGGAGGAUCCAUGUUCUGCCUUCUCUCAAGCAGUAUUUGCCACCUAUUUUCAUGCCACUCCCACUCUCUAAACAUUCUCUUGCUUAGAAUAGACUAUGUUGGGAUCACCACAAUGAUAAUCACCUCAUUUUUCCCUCCAAUCUACUACAUAUUCCACUGUGACUCAAACUGGCACCAUGGCUACCUCGGAGGGAUCACCCUCAUGGGAACUUUCACCAUCCUCACGCUGCUCUCCCCGAAGCUCUCGGAGGGCAAGUACCGGGGUUUACGAGCUCUACUCUUCUCGUCCAUGGGGUUGUUUGGGGUUGUUCCUACAAUUCAUGCACUUAUUGUCAAUUGGGACAAUCCAAGGAGAAAUCUCAUCCUCUCUUAUGAGUUGGCCAUGGCCUUUUUCUACUUGACCGGGACCGCCUUUUAUGUUAGUAGGGUUCCGGAGAGAUUGAAGCCUGGUUGGUUUGACUUGGCAGGGCAUAGCCAUCAGAUCUUCCAUGUCUUUGUGGUCUUGGGGGCUUUGGCUCAUUAUGGUGCUACAAUUGUAAUUGUAGAUUGGCGCAACAAAGUUGGUUGUAUGAGAAGUAUGUAGUUUAUGUUAUUAUAAUUAAGUUAUUUGGAUUAUUUGUUUGAUUCAUAUUUUUAGACAAGUACUUGAAUUAUUCAUUUGUUUUAGUACAUCAAUUAAU